Molecule: messenger RNA, 2598 nt
Organism: Acytostelium subglobosum LB1
Lineage: Eukaryota; Evosea; Eumycetozoa; Acytosteliales; Acytosteliaceae
Exons: 4
Coding region: 1-2598 (865 amino acids)
Biological process (GO): signal transduction; regulation of GTPase activity
Cellular component (GO): cytoplasm
Molecular function (GO): protein binding
Source: RefSeq, a predicted model, not a curated record
AUGAGCGGAAGUGCCAACUCACCUUCACUCAAUGCUCAACCACCCAAGCCUGCUUGGGUAAAGUCAUCAAAGAAUACAAUCACUUCAAAUAUUGAUUCGUUGUCGGCAUUCUUACAAAAGCAAUCGGCAUCAAAGAAGAUUGAACCAAAUAGACCAAAGACUUAUAAGAAGAAAUGGUGUUGGUUCCAACAGGACUCUGGUUGUUUGUAUUAUCAUCAUGCCGGUGCACUAAACUCGGCUGGCGAAUCAGGCACACCAUUGUCAAUAGGCUAUCAGAUCAAGACUAUACAUAUUGAACAUUGUCAGAUUGAACAGUCUACAACAACACGUCUAGAGUUCAUUAUAACAUCGACUAUACCACAGCCACUACAGCAACAGCAACAACAGCGUAGACAAUGGGUGUGGCGAGCUGUGGACGAACAGACUGUGUUGCAAUGGGUGAACGGGCUGACGUUGUGGAAACAGCGCAACUUGGCCUCGUCGGCCAAUGCCUCACGACGAUCGACAAUGGCUGGGCUCAACCCUCUUUUGUCGCAGGCACCGCAGCCAGUGACGGGCGCUGCCAGCGGCUCACCCCUCGCCUCCUCGAAUGGCAGCUCGGCGAGUGGCACCGACUCCCCGCCACUCUCUCCGGCCAUGGAGCACGUCUCACCAGUGAUCGACAGGAACAAGGCCAUCGCCGAGCAAUUCCUCAAGAGUCUAUCGAUCAAUUGUGACGCGGGACUGGAUCGUGCCAGCGGCAAGUUUGGCGCGGUCAAGAUCCGCCAGCUUCUCGUGCGCCAGACACCCCCGCUCGACAGCGAUCAAACCAACUACAUCCUCUCGUUACUCCAAUCCCAGAUAUCAUUCCUUCAAGAGUGUCACGAUGAGAUACAACUCUUUGGAGACAACGGCAACAGUAAUGGCAAUAGGAGGAGUGGUCAUGCCCCUGCCAACAAGCAACAGGCAUCGGCUGCAACCGCUGCGGCAGCGACACCCGUCACGCCAUCGGGCAAGACAGGAAAGACAUCGCCAACGCCAGCCCCAUUGUCACCAUCCAACUCAUACUCCAACCUGGAGCAGGCCGACGACGAUGACGAUGACAACCAAGUCAAGGAGGACAAUGUGUUCUCAUUGCUGCCGAACCACCUGUCACUCUACAUCCUGUCCUACCUGGAGCCCAAGCAGCUGCUACUGUGCGGCCAGGUGUCCAGCCACUGGCGUCUACUGUCCGGCAGCAACGCGCUGUGGCAGCGAUUCACGCAGCACCUGCAGACCCCCGCUUCCAUCUUUGAUACGACGCAGAAUUGGAAGGCGACGUAUCUCAAUCAUGUGAAGCAGUCCAGCACGACCAAAGAGAAGAUCAUGAGUCGUGCGCUCAGUAUCUAUGGUCUGCAGCCAGUCAACUCUGGCAAGUCCGUCAAAGAAGGAUUCCUCUACAAGCGUGGCGAGGAUAUCCUGCGCAUCUGGAAGAAGAGAUACUUUGUGUUGAAGGAGAACUGUUUGUUCUACUUCCAACAUCCAAGUGACAACUUCCCAUGUGGAAUGAUCCCAUUACAUGUUAGCUUUAGGGUGAAGCGUGUGUCUCCAUCGACUAGGAAGCACUGCUUCAAGGUGAUACAUGAUGGUCUGCAGAGUUGCAAACAGAUAUCGGAUGGAGGCGGUGGCGGUAGGAAGGUCGAGCGCAAGGAGCCUUACUACUUAUCGGCAGAGAGCGAUGAGGAGUGCAACGUCUGGCUGGCAACCAUCCAGAACGCCAUUCAAAAGAGCGACAAGUGUUGGACGACCACAAAAGUAUCGGUCACUGGCCAACACAGCAAUCAGCACAGGUCAUACAGCACCAAGCUGACGCACAGCUUCAACAAGGGCCACUUCAAGAAGGCGUCCAACUCCACGCCCAUCACACCCUCAUCGCUAGCGGGUGACCCACCCCUCUCACCAAAGAGCUCUUCGGUCGUGGAGACCAGACCGCUGUUUGGACUGCCGCUGUCGGUGCUGAUGGCCGACCAGGUCAAGCACAACGUCGACCUACCCAUGCCCUACCUACUCUUCAAGUGCUUCGAGCACAUCCAACAGUAUGGUCUGCAGGAGGAAGGACUGUUCCGUGUAUCUGGCAGCGUGCUCGAGAUCGAGGCACUCAAGAUCACAUUCGAACAAAACACCAACUUUGCGGAUGUAGACCUUUCUCAAAGCGACAUCCAUGCUGUCACAGGCCUGGUCAAAAGUUUCUUCCGUAAGCUACCAGGCUCACUCAUGCCACAAGACCUUGAUGAAUAUGCUACAACAGUAUCAAUGGCACAAAGUCAGACACAGGAACAAAAGAUCAAUGAGUACAAGUUCAUAUUUGAUAGUUUGGAUCCAGUUGUAUACUCUAUAUUCAGGUCACUGCUAUUCCUUCUGAAGCAGACAGUGGACAAUAAGUCCUGCACAAAGAUGACCGAGGAGAACAUCCUAAUCGUCAUCAUGCCAACACUCAAAUGCAAACCAGUACUCAUCAACAAUGGUAUUAGAUAUUAUAAUAUGAUAUUUGGAAACAGCAACAGCAACAACAACAACAACAGUAGUAGUGGAAGUGGAAGUGGUAACAACAAUGGUAGCGAAGCAAUGGAUGACUCUUAA